This is a messenger RNA of Rosa chinensis, 1266 nucleotides long. RefSeq names its product ethylene-responsive transcription factor ERF008. Bases 478 to 999 code for a protein of 173 amino acids. The record is from RefSeq and is a predicted model, not a curated record. Gene Ontology annotation, biological process: regulation of DNA-templated transcription. NCBI's taxonomy places the organism in Eukaryota, Viridiplantae, Streptophyta, Magnoliopsida, Rosales, Rosaceae. Gene Ontology annotation, molecular function: DNA binding; DNA-binding transcription factor activity. The transcript has a single exon.
UUGAGUAGAUAUUUCAUUUAUUUUAACAGAUUAUUAUUAUUUUAUAUCCUGAUCUGUAUAAACCGAAAAAACCAUAGCUCAGUUGUGCAAAGAAGGUCUAUAGCUUCCCUCCCACCCUCUGCUUUUACCCUGUUUUGUUCCAAUGAGAAAGGCUCCCGACUCCUGAGUCUGACUAACCAUCACUAAUACGCAAAACCCCCCAAAAAAAAAGGCAAAAAAAAAAAAAAAAAAAAAAAAUCGGUGCGAUUGUGUCGGUGAAUUUGGAUUUUCUCUUCGUGGGGUUUUUAAAAAAAUUUCUCUCCUUUUGUUGGGUUUCAGAGACGUGGAGGCUUCCCCAGAUGACAAGCUUAGUGGCCAAGUAGCAUGCAACCCCUUCCUUCCGUCUCUUCCCAAAAACCCAUUCACCUUCUUCAACCUCUCUAAUUCUUCCCCAAUUCCCAGACCCACAACGGAACAACUGUAGAAAAAACUACACUCAUGGAGGGUCAAGAAGCUGCGGCUGCGGCUGCGGCCAAUAGGAAGAGAGGCGACAACGACAAGCCGUACAAGGGGAUAAGGAUGAGGAAGUGGGGCAAGUGGGUGGCCGAGAUUCGCGAGCCCAACAAGCGCUCCCGGAUUUGGCUCGGGUCGUACUCGACUCCCGUCGCCGCCGCCCGGGCCUACGACACCGCCGUCUUCUACUUGAGGGGCCCGUCCGCGAGGCUCAAUUUUCCCGAGGCGCUGCCGGUCGUCGGCGGAGGGUGCGGAUGCGACGGCGACAUGUCGGCGGCGUCGAUAAGGAAGAAGGCCACCGAGGUCGGCGCCAGAGUCGACGCGGUGGAGACGGCCAUGCGGCAACACAGGGCGGCUGCGGCGGGGGGUCCGAUGGAGGAGAUGAAGCCGUGUAGGGCGGCGGCGGCGGAGGAGGAGGAGAGCGGGUUCGUCGAUCGGGUCGACUUGAACAAGAUGCCCGACCCGGAGGAAACGGACGGCGGAGUCUGCGAUUGGGGGAGGAAUUAAAAUUAGUUUGAGGGGGAUUGGGGGUGUGUGGCUGCUAACGUGCGCAGGGGAGGUAUGUGACGGCUGAAGCAAUGAUGAAGCUUUCGUCCUGGUCCUGGGGAUUACAAUUUUAGUCAGUCUACUACUACUGUAUCUCUCUUUUUUUCUUUCUCUUUUUUCUUUUUGUUAAUUUUUUUUCUUUUUCUUUUUUGCGUUUUAAUGAGAAAUUUUGGUAGUAUAAAAUGUAAAUUAUGGGAGUAACAAGCUUAUUUUCUGCAUCCUCUGUAA